Messenger RNA from Dictyostelium discoideum AX4, 198 nucleotides. RefSeq lists its product as hypothetical. Lineage: Eukaryota; Evosea; Eumycetozoa; Dictyosteliales; Dictyosteliaceae. The record is from RefSeq and is a predicted model, not a curated record. The coding region runs from base 1 to 198 and encodes 65 amino acids. The transcript has 2 exons.
AUGUGUGGUGGCAGUGAUAUUGAAUUACCAAAACCAUCAGAGUUAAGUGAAUUGGAGAUUGUAUCAGGUUUAUCAAAACAAUGGUGGUUAUAUCGUUCAAUUGAUAAUAAUCAUUUAAUGAUAAAUCAUAAUGAAAAAGUACCACAAUCAUCAAUCAAUGGAAAUAAAGAAAAACAAAAACAAAUUGCAAUUGGAUAA